UGGUGCCGGUUUAUCAGCCCUGUGUUCUUCCCCCAUAGACACACCACUGUUUUCGCUGUCUCUACCGGGGAACGCCAAUUUGUGAUCUCCUCUCUCCUUUUCCAGUGAAUCCCAGCGACCGGUCCUGUGCUCGGUGUCAAAGAUGGCUCGGACAGCUGUGGUUGUCGUCCUGUUCUCGGCCGUGCUGUCCGGUGUGCUCGCCGGGGUGUUUUUUAAUCAGAAGCAGCCCUGCUACGUCCGCUCACCGAGGAGGAACGACUUCGGACUGAAGACGGCCCCUCGUCCUCAUGAGUAUUUGAACGUUUCUGAUCUGCCCAAAUCCUGGGACUGGAGGAACAUCAAUGGCACCAACUACGUGAGCACGACCCGCAACCAGCACAUUCCCCAGUACUGUGGCUCAUGCUGGGCCCAUGGCAGCACCAGUGCCAUGGCAGAUCGCAUCAACAUUAAGAGGAAUGGAGCCUGGCCUUCCGCCUAUCUCUCUGUCCAGCAUGUAAUUGACUGUGGCGAUGCAGGCACUUGCCAUGGAGGCGAUCACAGCGGAGUUUGGGAGUACGCCAACAAACACGGCAUCCCAGAUGAGACCUGCAAUAACUACCAGGCUAAAGACCAGAAGUGCAAACCCUUCAACGAAUGUGGCACCUGCACCACCUUUGGAGUGUGCAACAUUGUAAAGAACUACACCCUGUGGAAAGUGGGAGAUUUUGGACCCGUCAGCGGAAGGGAGAAGAUGAUGGCAGAGAUCUAUGCUAGAGGACCAAUCAGCUGUGGGAUCAUGGCCACAGACAAGCUGGAUGCGUAUACCGGAGGUCUCUACUCUGAGUAUCAGGAGGAGCCCUUCAUCAACCACAUCGUGUCUGUGGCUGGAUGGGGAGUGGAGAACGGAGUUGAAUUCUGGAUUGUACGCAACUCAUGGGGAGAGCCAUGGGGUGAGAAGGGCUGGCUGAGGAUCGUGACCAGCUCCUACAAAGGAGGAAGUGGUAGCACAUACAACCUGGCGUUGGAGGAGGACUGUAUGUUCGGAGACCCAAUCGUCCCCAAGGACUACAUGUAGACGAAACCACUGCACGCACCCAAAUGUCUUCCUGUCUCUGCAAGAGGAAAACUUUAUAUGCAAAAUGCUGAAAAGGGAAUAAGAUCUUUUUUUUUUAUAUAGAGUUCUUUGAAAUCAUGUUUUGUUCUUUUAAUCAGGAGGUCACAUUCAGUGCCAAGGUCUUCCUGCUGGAUGUCAGACCAGCUUGAAUGGAUGCAUAUUUUUCUUGUUUUUACCAGCGAGGUCUGCAGGCUGUUAAACUUAAAAAGUGAGUUGCCGAAAUGAGACACAUCAGUACUUAUUUAUGUGAUCUAUCAAAAUUCAAGCACUGCAUGUUGAGUAGCCAUUAUACCAUUUAUAAUAUAUGCAGGAAAUGCUUCAGUUUACAUCAUCAGGAAGACAUAGAGAGCUAUGUAUAGUUUUUUGAUUUUUCAAUGCAUACUGACUCAGCCAAAGAACAAAGUGUUUAUAUUUUGUCCUGCACUGUUAUGACACUGAAUGUUUUCAGUGUGUGGUGUUCUCAUUCAGAGGAUUUUUGCACUACACCCUGAUAUAGGAUCUGUUCACUCAAGUGGGGAAAAACUAAAUCUACUUUAAGUGUGCCUUACAUGAAUUUGCAGUCAGCUAUGGAUUUACUGUAUGUGACUUGUUUUUUCACCCUGAACAAUCUACACAUCAAAUUCUGCAAAAAUUGCCACCUCGGUUUUGUUUCAAACUUUGCAAAUAAACACUUAGAACUGAUGCUACACACAAAA
This is a messenger RNA of Acanthopagrus latus (yellowfin seabream), 1788 nucleotides long. RefSeq names its product cathepsin Z (gene ctsz). The coding region runs from base 143 to 1054 and encodes 303 amino acids. Gene Ontology annotation, cellular component: lysosome. The record is from RefSeq and is a predicted model, not a curated record. NCBI's taxonomy places the organism in Eukaryota, Metazoa, Chordata, Actinopteri, Spariformes, Sparidae. The transcript has 6 exons. Gene Ontology annotation, molecular function: cysteine-type endopeptidase activity.